Bicyclus anynana (squinting bush brown) is the source of this 5826-nucleotide messenger RNA. RefSeq lists its product as uncharacterized. The transcript is spliced from 2 exons. The record is from RefSeq and is a predicted model, not a curated record. Gene Ontology annotation, biological process: DNA integration. Gene Ontology annotation, molecular function: nucleic acid binding. Lineage: Eukaryota; Metazoa; Arthropoda; Insecta; Lepidoptera; Nymphalidae. The coding region runs from base 366 to 5588 and encodes 1740 amino acids.
CUGUUUUAAAUAAUGGAGCAAUCACGCGGUUGCACGUCAGCGUAAAGUCUCUGGACAGGGGUUAUUAGUAUUUUUUGCAAGUCAUAAAUUGAUAGUUUUAUUCUGGCCUAUUAACUGGGCACGAUUAGACGCGUCUCUGUUUGUUACUUAUAUGUAAUUACCACCAAUAAAGUUAAGUUCAAGAUACCGGAUUUUAUUUGGCCAUCUCGUCCUAUACAUGGUCAGCUUCGGACGGAUAUAUUUGUUUGCAUCCAGAAGGAAAUGGAAUAAAGAAAAUACAUAGUGGAGUGAGAUGUGCCCGUGCGUACUUGGAAUUUGAACUGAAACUAAAUACCUGAUAGGUUUAUCACUCACCGUCUUCCAAAAUGACCGAAAAUAAUAAGGAAUUUGCUGAGUUAACUAAAAAGAGAAGUAGCUUUAAAGGUAGAAUUACCAUAUUCUCCGGGUUUGUGCAGUUACUUGAAAAUAAAACAACACAGUUGUCGUCCAAGGAAGCGAAUGAGUUGGAAUUGAGAAUUGGUAAGCUGGAAUUAUUGUACGCCCAAUUUGAUGAGACUCAAACUCGAUUAGAGUGUAUUGCGGACAACAUGGAUUCGCAAUUACUUGAAAGAGACGAGUUUGAAUCUCGUUAUUAUAGUAUACUCAGCAAAGCACAAGACAUUUAUUCUAAUUAUAAGAGGUCACAAGUGCCGCUUCCAAGUGAAUGCAGUCUACGGACUGGUAACAGACCGCCAGUUAAGUUACCUACUAUACAGCUACCUACGUUUAGUGGUACAUAUAAUAGUUGGCUCGAGUUUCGCGACACCUUUACUAGCCUCAUCCACAAUAACGAGUCUAUAGACGAAGUGAACAAAUUUCACUACCUGCGUACGUCGUUAGAGGGGUCCGCUGCUGUGGUCAUUCAGUCCAUGGAGUGUACAUCUAAUAACUAUCAAGUAGCUUGGAACCUCUUGUGUGACCGGUUCGACAAUAAACGAUUGUUAAUACAAAAUCAUGUUUCGGCUCUUUUUAACAUCGACCCGGUCACACGGGAGUCCGCGGCAACCUUAAAAAAUAUAUUGGACCAUCUAAAUAAAAACCUUCGUGCUCUUGGUUCAUUAGGUGAGCCUGUCCAACAAUGGGAUACUCUUCUCAUUCACAUGGUCUCUAAUAAAUUAGACAGUAAAACGUACCGUGAAUGGGAAGAGUACAAAGGUCGUUUGGAUCAGGAACACAAAAUUGAGCUACGACACUUUUUUGACUUUAUGAAGUUACGUAUAAAUGUACUUGAGACAAUUGAAUUUUCACGUCAUACGCAACAACCAUCUAAACAACCCAAACUAAAAACAUUUGUUUCCACGAAUAAUGGUAAUCAUAUUAAUAGUAAUUUUAUAGUUAAUAGUAAACCCACAGAUUCGACAGAUUCGUGUCCAAAGUGCAGUGGCGAUCACAAACUAAAUAGUUGCUCUCAAUUUUUAGCUUUAAGUAACGAAGCGCGUUUGCGACUAUUACCUACAUUAAAGGUCUGUUUUGUUUGUCUUAGUCGCUCUCACUUUGCCAAUCGGUGCAAAAAGCCAGGUUGCAAAUUUUGUAAACGGAGACAUUCCUUUUUGGUCUGUGUUGCAGACAAACUGAAACCUGCUGUGCCUGCUGAGCGCGUUGACAGUAGUAUCAUCAGCGCGACUCCGUCCGCCGGCAAUCCAAUUAACAAUUUAACAUUAUCGGCGAGCGUGUCUUCCGCGAGUCAAGUAGGAACUAGACGCCGCGGAGACGUUUUAUUAUCGACUGCGCUAGUUAAAUUGUACGAUUCGAACAAUCGCGAACAUAUCGGUCGCGCUGUUUUGGAUUCCGGUAGCACAUCAUGUCUGUUAUCAGACAAAAUGUUUCGUUUGUUAAAUUUGCCUUACGAUCACAUCGAUCGACGUGUGCUAGGUAUAAAUAAUGUCACAUCGCCAAUAAAUAAAAUGUGUCACCUACACAUGAAGUCAUUAAAUGAACAAUUUUCAAUUAAUUUAAACUGUUUCAUUUUGCCGUCUUUAACAGAUAAUGUACCUUGUCGGCCUCUCGACGUGUCAAGUCUUAAUAUACCUACUGACGUUUGUUUAGCGGAUCCUCAUUUUCAUUCGCCGUCGUCAGUCGACUUGAUCAUAGGUGCUGAUGUUUUUUGGGACAUUCUAGGAUCGCAAAGAAUUAAUUUAGGUAGGGAUCAACCUACACUUUGUGAGACUAAGCUAGGUUGGAUAGUAUCUGGCCCAAUGAAGUUAUUACCGUUAUCGGUAUCUAACCCCAUUCGGUGUAAUUUUGUAAACACCGACUCGACUAGUGAUAUGUCGAAUGAUAAUAUUCAAAAUCAACUAGCUCGUUUUUGGACUUUAGAAGAAGUAAAUAAUUUAAAUAACCGUUCUACUCUCUCAUCAGAGCAAAAGUUAUGUGAGGAACACUUUACAAAAUAUACCUCGCGCUUAUCGGAUGGUCGCUUUCAGGUAAGAAUACCGUUAAAAUAUGAUUCUACUGUUUUAAGCGAUACUUUAUUUCGAGCUAAGCAGUGUUUUAUUUCUCUGGAACGUAAACUUCUUAAAGAACCGAAACUUUGUAAGAUGUACCGCGAAUUUAUGUCGGAAUAUCAGUCACUAGGGCAUAUGUCUGAAUGUGAGUUAGUAUCGGAAUGCAAUGCUAACUUUAUACCGCAUCAUGGCAUUUUACGUGGAUCUAAAUUGAGGGUGGUAUUUAAUGCAAGCUUUUCAAGCAAAACUAACAAUGCAACUUUUAACAGUAUUCAAAUGGUGGGUCCAACGGUACAGGAUGAUCUGUUAUCCAUUCUAUUAAGAUUUAGGCAGCACAAGUACAUCAUUAUAGCUGACGUAGAAAAGAUGUACCGUCAGAUACUUGUGCAUCCUAGUGAUAGGCAUUUACAGCGAAUUAUUUGGCGCGAUGAUCCUGCCGAACCGCUUAAGGCGUUUGAGCUUAAUACCGUAACGUACGGUACUGCUAGCGCACCAUUUCUCGCUACUAGAUGUCUUAAGCAGUUAGGACUUGAAUGCGAUGACAAACGGAUUGCUGAGGUCAUCCUGCACGAUUUUUAUGUCGAUGACUUACUGACAGGCGGAGACGACCUAAGCACCGUGCUUGAAAUACGUAAUAAAGUCUCAGCCACACUCGCUUCAGCUCAGUUACCACUUAGAAAGUGGAAAUCUAAUGAUCCACAAUUAGUAUCAGAGUUCACUAAGUCCUCGCAUGAUCUGAACAUAGGCGGUAUUGAACCAAGUAAAACCUUAGGUUUAGGUUGGUAUCCGGAAUCGGAUCAGCUUUAUUUUCCGAUUAGUGCAUCAAAGUUUGAAGGAAACUCCAAACGCGAAAUUCUUUCUGUAGUUUCCCAGAUAUUCGAUCCGUUAGGACUAGCCUCCCCGGUUAUUAUAAAAUUUAAAAUGUUGUUACAAAGUUUAUGGUUACAGAAUUUGUCGUGGGAUGAUUCUUUACCUUCGACAGUCCAUAAAAAUUGGUUGGAUAUCAGUAAAAAUUUAAAUGUUUUAAAUAAUUUACGCGUACCGCGCUGCGUGUUAAUACAAUCUUUCGUGCAAUUAGAAUUUCAUAUUUUCUCUGACGCUUCCGAACAAGCAUAUGGUGCCUGUUUUUACGUUCGUAGCGUAGAUAGUCACGGAAAGAUUUUAGUUCGCUUAUUAUGCGCUAAGAGUAGGGUAGCGCCUAUUAAAGCCACCACUAUUCCUAGGCUUGAAUUAUGUGGUGCUCAGGUCGCUGCCAAACUUUAUGAAAAGGUUACUAGCUCGUUAAGAGUUCAGGCUACACGGACUGUAAUCUGGACUGAUUCCACAAUCGUAUUAGGCUGGUUGAAGAUGUUACCGUGUAAAUUAAACACAUUUGUUCGCAAUCGUGUUGGUGACAUCUUAGAUAGAACCACUAAUUGUACGUGGCGACACGUUUCCUCCGAGGAUAACCCAGCGGAUUAUGUAUCACGCGGAGUAAGCGUUGGCGCUCUCGAGUCUCUUGAUAUGUGGUGGUCAGGCCCAAGCUUUUUAAAGGAACCGGAAACCCGGUGGCCUUCCACAGUAAUAAAUUCCGAAUCGCUACCUGAAACGCGUAUGGAAAUAUCGUGUUUAGCAAAAUCUGAUACUUCUUCAGAUAUCAUUAAUCUCAUAAAUUUUGACCGCUUUUCUAAAUUUAAUAGGCUCAAGCGUACCGUAGCUUAUAUGUUACGAUUUAUUGAAGCAUGUAAGGGUAGGCGUUCAAAAACCGACUUCCUAACCGACACCGAAUUGAGUAAGUCAUUGCGCGUAAUUGUUAGCAUGGUUCAAAGGGAAUCGUUUCCUGAAUAUGAGACGUUAAUACAAAAGAAAUCUUUACCUAAAAAGAGUGCAUUAAUUAAAUUCAACGCAUUUUUAGAUGAAAACAAUUUGCUUAGGGUCGGAGGUCGUUUAGGAAAUUCUGAAUUUUCGUAUGAUAAAAAUUAUCCUUUAAUAUUACAGUCCACACAUCGAUUUACAAAAUUAUUAUUUGAACAUGAACAUACGAAGCUCAUGCAUGCCGGGCCUCAACUAUUGUUAGCUUCAAUUAGGGAUGUCUAUUGGCCCAUCGGUGGUCGAAAUUUAGCAAAGGCAAUUUAUCGCCGCUGCAUUAAAUGCACUCGAAUGAAGGGAAAGGUUGUAGCUCCUAUUAUGGGCAAUCUACCGCAGCAGCGGCUCACGCCCGGGGGUUUCCCCUUUGAAUCCGUCGGCAUUGACUACGCGGGCCCAAUUUCGUCAGCUAGUCGUCAGGGACGUGGAUGUCGUAUCGUAAAGGUGUAUAUUGCGAUUUUUAUAUGUCUCACUACUAAAGCCAUUCAUUUAGAAUUAGUAAGUGACUUAACCAGCAAUAGUUACAUAUCAACCAUCAAAAAGUUCAUCUCGCGCCGCGGAAAACCGCGCCAUCUGUCCUCAGAUAUUGGAGCGUACAAUGAUCUAGCACGAUUCUUACAGGAUAACUCUAGCUCAUUAUCUAGCGAUUUCGCAAAUGAAGGAAUUGAUUUCCAUUUUAUUCCUGCUUAUUCGCCUCAUUUUGGUGGUAUUUGGGAGGCGGGAGUGAAAUCUGUUAAGUUCCAUUUAUAUAGAGUGCUAGGAAAUUGUAAUUUUACCUUUGACGAGUUGUAUACUGUUUUAACCCAAAUAGAAGCGAUAUUAAAUUCUCGGCCACUCACUCCACUUUCGUCGGAUCCUGAUGAUUUCACGGCAUUAACUCCUGGACACUUUUUAAUUGGACGACCCCUCACUGGACUUCCAGUCAAGGAUUACCAAGAGAUCAAAACCAAUCAUCUCAGCCGCUAUCAUCGAAUUGAGCAACUUCGACAGCAUUUUUGGGCACGGUGGACCAAAGAGUACGUGUCGGAGCUGCAAAUCCGUACUAAAUGGCAGGUUCCGACUCAGCCAAUGCAAAUCAACUCAUUGGUUCUUUUAAAGGAAGAUCAUUUACCUCCGUUGAAGUGGAAACUGGGGCGAAUAGUAGCACUGUACCCUGGGAAGGAUAAUGUCGCAAGAGUUGCAGAUGUGAAGACAUCCACUGGAGUCAUAAAGCGAUCCUUCAGCAGAAUUUGCCCACUGCCCAUCAGUGAUACUGUUUGAGUUGGUUGAAUGUCAAGACAUCAACGCCCGGGGGCAUGUCUACGACCGAAACGCCUGUUUUAAAUAAUGGAGCAAUCACGCGGUUGCACGUCAGCGUAAAGUCUCUGGACAGGGGUUAUUAGUAUUUUUUGCAAGUCAUAAAUUGAUAGUUUUAUUCUGGCCUAUUAACUGGGCACGAUUAGACGCGUCUCUGUUUGUUACUUAUAUGUAAUUACCACCAAUAAAGUUAAGUUCAAGA